AUGCAUUGUUUAUUGAGCUGUAAAGCACUGACAGAACAAGAUGAACAAAACCUCACCGUCCUGGAGAAACAUCUCACUGUGGCCUGUAAGCGAGUCAGAAAUGUUCAGAGGUUCUCCAGUGCUCCACAUGCUCAAUCCCACAAUGCACCAGUGGAGGCCAAACCCAGUCCACCAACGAACGACUACAGAGAACUGGACCGCAAGAUCCUGCAGCUGUGUGGUGAGCUGUAUGAUCUGGACGCCUCCUCUCUGCAGCUCAAAGUCAUCAACUACUUGCAAACAGAAACUCAGUCGCAGUGUUGCUGUUUACUGCUGGUGUCUGAAGACAAUCACCAACUCUUCUGUCAGGUUGUGGGAGAUAAAAUUUUGGAAGAGGAAAUUAGUUUUCCACUCAUGUUCGGCCGCUUUGGGCAGGUGGUGGAGACAAAGAAAUCCAUUACACUACAGGACGUCAGCCAGGAGGAGCGUGGGUUACUCAGCAGUCUGCUGGGUUUGGAGCCGAACUCAAUGCUGUGUGUUCCAGUGGUGAGUCAGGCCACCGGACAGGUGGUGGCGCUGGCGUGCACAUUCAACAAACUCGGAGGACAGAGGUAUAUGGAGGCGGAUGAACAUGUGAUCCAGCACUGUUUCUGCUACACAUCUACAGUUCUGACCAGCACACUGGCCUUCCAGAAGGAGCAGAAGCUCAAGUUUGAGUGUCAGGCUCUGCUGCAGGUGGCUAAAAACCUCUUCACACACCUGGAUGACGUGUCUGUAUUACUGCAAGAGAUCAUUGUGGAGGCCAGAAACCUGAGCAAUGCGGAGAUUUGUUCUGUGUUCCUGUUGGAUCGAGUCAGUCAGGAACUGGUGGCCAAAGUGUUUGAUGGAGGAGUGGUGAACGAUGAUGAGAAAGAGUUUCGUAUCCCGGCAGAUCAGGGAAUCGCUGGUCAUGUGGCCACCACUGGGAAGAUCCUGAACAUUAAAGAUGCGUAUUCACACCCUCUGUUUUACCGCGGUGUGGACGACAGCACUGGCUUCAGGACCAGGAACAUCCUCUGCUUCCCCAUCAAAGACGAAAACGAAGAGGUGAUUGGAGUGGCAGAACUGGUUAAUAAAACAAACGGUCCCUGGUUUAAUCGAUUCGAUGAGGAUCUGGCAACCGCUUUCUCCAUCUACUGCGGCAUCAGCAUUGCUCAUUCUCUGCUGUACAAGCGUGUGCACGAGGCUCAGUUCCGAAGUCAUCUGGCCAAUGAGAUGAUGAUGUACCACAUGAAGGUGUCGGAGGAGGAGGUCAGCAAACUCCUGACCAUCGGCAUCGAGUCUGUGCAGAAAAUACACACCAACUUCGCUGAGUUCACAUACACACCACGCUCCCUGCCCGACGACAACACACCUAUGGCUGUUCUGAGCAUGUUUGAAGAUAUGGGUUUCAUAAACACCUACAAGAUCGACCUGCACACAUUAGCCAGGUUUUGUCUGAUGGUGAAGAAGGGCUACAGAGACCCGCCGUACCACAACUGGAUGCACGCCUUCUCCGUCUCACACUUCUGCUACCUGCUGUACAAGAACCUGGAGCUGUCCAACUACCUCCAAGAUAUCGAGAUUCUGGCUCUUUUCGUGUCCUGCAUGUGUCACGAUCUGGACCAUCGAGGAACCAACAACUCUUUUCAGGUGGCUUCGCAAUCCGUCCUGGCGGCUCUUUACAGCUCAGAGGGAUCCGUCAUGGAGAGGCAUCACUUCGCUCAGGCCAUCGCCAUCCUCAACACACACGGCUGCAACAUCUUUGAGAAGUUCUCCCGAAAGGACUAUCAGCGGAUGCUGGAUUUGAUGAGGGACAUUAUUCUGGCCACAGAUCUGGCUCAUCACUUGAGGAUAUUCAAGGACCUGCAGAAGAUGGCAGACGUUGGUUUUAACCCGAAGAACCGAACCCACCGCAGUCUGCUGCUCUGCCUACUCAUGACAUCCUGUGACCUUUCAGACCAGACCAAAGGCUGGAAGACCACCAGGAAAAUUGCGGAGCUGAUCUAUAAGGAGUUUUUCUCUCAGGGUGAUUUGGAGAAGGCGAUGGGCAACAGACCCAGUGAGAUGAUGGACCGAGAGAAAGCCUACAUCCCAGAGCUCCAGAUCAGCUUCAUGGAGCACAUCGCCAUGCCCAUCUACAAGCUCCUGCAGGAGAUUUUCCCGCGUUCGGCUGAACUGUACGAGCGAGUGUCUGCGAACCGAGAGCAGUGGGCCAAAGUCUCACACAAGUUCACCAUCCGCGGCCUACCCAGCAACAACUCACUGGACUUCCUGGACGAGGAGUUCGAGAUGCUGCAGUCACAGGGAGCCUUCGGUGACGAACCACAGCGCAUCAACGGCUGCAUGGAGGACGAGUGCGACAAACACUGACGCACACAUACAAACACACACAUGCAGUCGCAGGGAGCCUUCGGGGACGAACCACGGUGCAUCGACGGCUGCAUGGAGGACGAUGGUGACAAACACUGACACACACACACACAUGCAGUUACAAGGAGCCUUCGAGGAUGAGCCGCAGUGGAUCAGUGGCUGCAUGGAGGACGAGUGCGACAAACACUGACACACACACACACAUGCAGUCGCAGAGAUGCAGAGGAGCCACACACUAAUGAUGGACAGUGUGUGUGUGUGUGUGAGAGACGAUACACUCAAACACUGACUGAUGAAACCGCUGCUUCUGGCCACUAAACAGAUAAAUACCCAAAAAGAUUAAGGUAACACUUUACUUAAAGGGAGUGUUCAUACGAAUGAACGAACGAACGAAGGAACGAAGGAACGAACGAACGAACGAACGAUUCUUCAAGUAAAGUCCAUUACAACACCAGCUAAAACUGAUUUAACCCUUUGAAAAAUUUAUCGGGAAAUCUCUGAAAUGUUACUGCGGAUUAUUAUAAGACGUUUGAACUUGAAUUAUUUAUAUUUUAAUCAUUGUCAUUGAAGUAACUAUAUAUGGCUCUUCACACAGUAGAGCGUUAAAGGAAAACUCUAAAUUGCUCCUUUUACAGCUUUCAUAGGGUUAAAACCCUUUAUUGACUCGGUAACUUCACUGAUAUUGACUACAAUAUCAUUCUUUAAUUUUAUUUUAAGCCAUAUAAUGUUCAAAAACAUUUGCAGGGUUUUUUCAAUGAGUAUUUCAAAGAGUGCACUAUAAAGGGUUAAAGGAAAGCUCAAUUUUUUGUGAAUAUGCACAUUUUUGGGCUCUCAAAAAGGUUAAACAGGUGAGCUUUAUUAUUUUUGAAUCCAUUCUGCUA
Messenger RNA from Danio aesculapii, 3251 nucleotides. It is a transcript of the gene pde2a, whose product is annotated as cGMP-dependent 3',5'-cyclic phosphodiesterase. Gene Ontology annotation, molecular function: 3',5'-cyclic-GMP phosphodiesterase activity; 3',5'-cyclic-AMP phosphodiesterase activity; protein homodimerization activity. The transcript has 25 exons. The record is from RefSeq and is a predicted model, not a curated record. Lineage: Eukaryota; Metazoa; Chordata; Actinopteri; Cypriniformes; Danionidae. Bases 1 to 2370 code for a protein of 789 amino acids. Gene Ontology annotation, biological process: negative regulation of receptor guanylyl cyclase signaling pathway; regulation of mitochondrion organization; positive regulation of gene expression. Gene Ontology annotation, cellular component: nucleus; perinuclear region of cytoplasm; mitochondrial matrix.